AUGAAGGUUCCGCGGCCUGAGGCUCUCGAGGAUGGAGACUCGCGGAAGUUCCUGGAGGAGUUUGAGGACGUCGCGGAGCUGGCGGGGAUACGGUCAGACAGGGUGGGCGGUACUGGAUGCGGUGCGAAGAGGCCCGGAGAAGAUGGAGUGGGUCGCCAAGAAGGACGCCCUGAUCGCGGGUUUCGACACCCCGGCCGACCACCAGAAGGCGUUGCGAAGCUUUCAGACGGCGCAGUUUGGAGUUAUCGCGGGCCCCUGUCGGACGCCGUGGACGUGCGCACCCUGUUAGAUCGAGCACUACCAAAUUUGAUCAACGCUGCUCGGUUAAAGCUAUUACUGGAUCGUCUCGUGGAGGGCCUGCCGGACAAUCUUCGGGAAAAGGCACGAAUAGUCAAGGCAAGGCGUGCCAUGGAUUUAUUUACGCUGGCUGAGGCCAUGAGGCAGCUGUCCCAAAUUCUCAUCAAAGUAAGUCAUAAACUGGCACAAACUGGACGCGCUCGAACCUACGAUCUGCUUCGACAGCGGACUCCCGCCCAUCACAAUGUUCAGUUCAGUCAAUACCAGUAUCUGAGAUCGGCGAGUUAUGGUCCAUCGAACUCAUGGGUCCAUUUCCGAUAUCCCCUAGAGGACACCAAUAAAUCGUUGUAG
Molecule: messenger RNA, 648 nt
Organism: Echinostoma caproni
Lineage: Eukaryota; Metazoa; Platyhelminthes; Trematoda; Plagiorchiida; Echinostomatidae
Source: the annotation of a GenBank genome assembly